CACACCUGGGGGCUUGAGAGUGAGUGUUGAGAAGACUCACAGGUAGCAUCGCACGGUCAUGAGUUGGUCCAACUCAAAAAGCCAGGCCUUUUGGGUCUUGGCGGCCUUGAUUAGUCUAGGAGGUCCGACUUUUGGCUCUCGGUUACCACUUCAUGUGGAACGUGAACGAAUCGAUGAGAUCGUCAGGAGGUUUGAAACAGUGGAACAACAUUCCAACAAACUCGAGCAGCCUGAGCUCAGACAUGAUUUGGACGUGCCCAUUAUGAUUGCUCGGGAAGGUUAUCCCGUGGAAACCCAUACCGUGGUGACCGAAGAUUGCUAUAUCCUGGAAAUGCACCGAAUUCCCCAUGGGAAGAACAAUGCCCCCACUGGUCCGGGCGAUGUAAGGCCCGCUGUCUACCUUCAGCAUGGCCUUUUGUGUUCCUCGGCUGAUUGGGUCAUGGGCAUCCCGGAGAAGUCCUUGGGUUACAUUCUGGCCGAUGAAGGAUACGACGUUUGGUUGGGAAAUUACAGAGGCAACUACUACAGUCGAGAACAUUGUGAGCUCAAUCCCAACAAGGAGGAGUUUUGGCAUUUCAGUUGGGAUGAAAUGGGCAAAUACGAUAUUCCGGCUAUGGUGGAUAAAGUCAUCUCCGCCACUGGUCAUCAGAAGAUUCAUUACGUGGGCCACUCCAUGGGCACCACUGGCUUUAUGGUGACCAUGAACAAGCGCCCUGAAUAUGCAGAGAAGAUCAUGAUGGCCAACCUUUUGGCUCCCGUGGCUUUUGUCGAGCACAUGAAGAGCCCAAUCAGAUUGAUUGCGCCUUUCGUCGACGAAAUCGAGUGGAUCGCCGACUUCUUGGGCUUGGGCGAAUUCCUGCCCAGUUCCGGUUUCAUGGAUCUGAUUGCCGACAUCUUUUGUGAUGGCGGUUGGCUCCAAGGAAUUUGCGAGUCUGUUUUGUUCUUGAUGUGUGGCUUUGAUGAGGCCCAAGUCAACGAAACUCUUUUGGAUACCAUUAUUCAUCACACCCCUGCUGGAGCGUCGACCUUCACAGUGAUUCACUAUGCACAGGAAGUGAAUUCUGGCGGGUUCAACGCCUACGAUUUUGGAAAGGAGGACAAUCAAGAGAUUUACGGAAGCGACCAUCCACCUCCGUACUCCCUGGCUGACGUGACUGUUCCAGUCUCUCUUUACUGGGGUCAGAACGACUGGCUGGCACAACCCGCUGACAUCUUGACUCUUUUGACGAGAUUGCCGAAUGUCUAUGAUAACUAUGAGGUGCCCUAUCCAAAUUGGAAUCAUUUGGAUUUUCUCUGGGGCAUCGAUGCCAACACUUUGGUCUACCCUCAGGUCAUCAGCAAUAUGGCCAGAGCUGAAGCCGAAUUUGGAGGCGUCAAAUCCUAAACACUUAAACAAAAAAAACCUUUUCAAUGAUUGGAUUGGACGAAUGCGUAAACACUAGUUUUUCAAUCUCAGAAAAGGGCCCGUAUUUUCUUCAAAUCAUCUAUGAACAUUUUUAAAUAAGUCACCCAUGCCAGAUUUGAGUUCAUGGGGGCUCUUGAAUAUUUCAGACACCCACAGAGCACGCUUUUUUCAUUGUACUAGAUAAAAGUUUAGAUCUAGUUUGUCACCAUAAAUGGUGUCUACAAUGAUAAGACUGUGCUUUGUGUGAGUGUCUGAAUAUUUAUUCAAGAGCUUCUGUGUAGCUCGAAUCUGGCAUGAUUGAUUUAAUUUGAACUUGUUCAUAGGAGGUAUGAAGAAAGACGUCUUGUUUAACUGAGUUUAGAGAAACUACUUUUAUGUUGCUUUUCCAAUCCGCCAUUUUGCCCCGUACUAGGACACGAGGCAAAUGGUAGGCCUAAUUUCCUAGAAACAGACAAAGGACCAAGCUGAUACCGGACUUGACAUUGCCCAUCGGAAUAUUGAACGACAAGAUGGCCGGCUUUGCUGGCCGGGCGAGGUUCAUCCCUCCAAAAAAAAUGCUGACUCUGAUUCUUAUUUCCAUUGUUAAAAGCCAUCAUAAUUGGCUAACGAAGACAAAUAUUCAGCACAUACAAAAUAACUUAGCCGACUUCACUCAUUUUUAACAAGUCUUUGCCACACAAAGCUUUUUGGCAUAGACCUUAAUCUAAAGUACUCAAUGUGAAAAUGAAAUAAAUCUCUGGUACAGAAAAACGCCAAUCAUCUCCGA
Molecule: messenger RNA, 2171 nt
Organism: Tigriopus californicus
Lineage: Eukaryota; Metazoa; Arthropoda; Copepoda; Harpacticoida; Harpacticidae
Product: lipase 3-like
Exons: 8
Coding region: 59-1384 (441 amino acids)
Biological process (GO): lipid metabolic process
Molecular function (GO): hydrolase activity, acting on ester bonds
Source: RefSeq, a predicted model, not a curated record